Molecule: messenger RNA, 1494 nt
Organism: Paramisgurnus dabryanus
Lineage: Eukaryota; Metazoa; Chordata; Actinopteri; Cypriniformes; Cobitidae
Source: RefSeq, a predicted model, not a curated record
UGUGGUUAGAUUCAGUUUGAAACAGGAAGCACACAGGUUCAUUCUAUCACUUAUAAGUCCUUUAAACUGUGCAACUUCAAGCAAUUUUCAUCAGGAUGGAAGUGGACUGAAGGGUCUCCUUUCAGGCAUGAUUGAAGCUAAAAGCCAGCAAGGACUUCUCCUUGCCCUCAUUUCUUUGACCUGUCUUGGUUGCGUUUAUGCCUUCUGCUUGUGUUGUAAAAAGAGAUCUAUUAUGCAACAAGAGGACAACAUCCUGUAUGAGCAAAGUGAAUUCAGUGAAGAUAACAGUUCAUUUGUUCAAUCAGAAACGGUGAUUAGACAAAACCUGGGACCAGCACCGAGGCAAUCAACAGCGAGGUUAAAUUGUCCUAGAAAUGAAGGCCAGCAGCAAAUCCACACCAGUUAUCAGAACCUUCCUAAUGCUGGUGGCACAUUUGAACCAACAUAUGUGGACCCAAUUCCAGGUUCGCUUUAUGUAAAUGAAGAUGAGACAGAUCAUGGAACAUACGAGAAUGUUUGGCGGACAACAGUUGUUCAGCACGACUCAGAUAGCUAUGAUUAUGAAAACUCUGAGUUUCUGAACAGACAAACGGAGGAUGAUUCAGAAUAUGUGAACGAAGUCAACGAGCAUAGAUGAAGACUUUAAAAAGUGACCUGACUAAAAUGUGACUCCAGUUCAACUUCUUCUGAUAUAUAUUUGUAAAACUAUUUAGAAAAAAUAGAACAUGGUUUCCUAUUUAUAUGAUAUAAAUUGUAUUUUUUAUUAAAUAAAAAGCACCUGUUACUUAUGUUUCUCGUGCCGUGUGCGUGCGAGAUGUUUUCUUUUGCUCAUUAAUAAAGCCAUCUGUAAUGUUCAAACCAUUUUUAUUGUAAUUUAAUCAUUAACUAUCAAAACACUAGACUAACUACGAGACAAAAACUUACUCAAAAAUACAAUGUAUGGAAAUUUUAAAUGAUUUUAAGCAGAUUAAACUGCAUGAGUACCAUGCGGCAACUAAACCAAACAGGUACGGGGCAUCAUGAGCACAAAGUGAAUUUGCACCUGUGCUUUCACUCUUAAAUGAAAUGUAUUCAUUUUUUACACAUUUUGUAUGUUAUGCCAUUUAACACAUGUUGUCAUUUUGUGUUGAUUUUGUUCAAAUAAAUAAACGUGACAACACAGUUGGUUUAAAAGUAUUACAAAUUUUUUUUUCCAGUAACAACACAAAGAUUUGUCUAGUUUUGAAUAAAUAAUUUAGUAUGUUGUAUUUAACACAUCAUUUUUUAGUGUAAGUUUAGGGUAAUAUAAACAUUUAAAAUAGUUUUUUGUUGAAUUUUAUGCUGUUUUUAUUGGGUAAAUAAGACAUAUGCUAAAAAUAAAUGGAAAAUAAAUCCCUCACAAACAUCUUUUAUUUUUCAUUUUUAUUAAUGGAAUUUUUUUUAUACACUUUUUUACAUUUUAUAUAAAAUUGUAAUACAUGUGACCAUAUUUUCAGAACACAGAACGAAUGUGAU